This is a messenger RNA of Dimorphilus gyrociliatus, 3949 nucleotides long. The record is from the annotation of a GenBank genome assembly. Lineage: Eukaryota; Metazoa; Annelida; Polychaeta; Dinophilidae.
UAUGAAUAUCCAAGGUUCAAUUGUUGUAAUCCAAAAUAAUCAAUCGUUUACGAUUUUUUGCCGAGCUUCCGGGUAUCCAACGCCAAGCGUUCGUCUUUUAAAGAAUGGAAAUCCCGAACCUUCAAGUAAAAUUCUAAAAGGUGGUGGAAAAUUUAAAAUUACACCUAAGGAACCAUUUGCCGUUUAUCAAUGCGAAGCAUCCCAAGCUCAACAAGGUUCCGCCGUAUCUAAUAGUUAUUAUGUUCAUACUUAUGUUGCCCGUAAUCAGUUCCAGAGUAAACAGGUUGAUAUUCCAUUUAGAACGGCCAAGGUAUUAGAUUGUUCAACUAGGGGAAAGUUUGGAGAUUUUCCCCCAACUUUAAUACCUGAAUGGAGGAAAACCGGUAGUAGAACUGCCAUGGAAAAAAAUGAUAGUAUUCACGUAUUUGAAGAUAAAUUGUAUAUUUUGGAAGCAUUCGAAAAUCUUUCAGUGGGGUGCCUACUACCAACUCCACCUUGCUGUUUUGGCGGUAUUUUCGAAACAUCUUGGGAUACCUAUGUUGAUCAAGACGAAAUGAAUGAUAAAAUAAUCCCAAAAUUAGAAAGGUUAUACCCUAAAGAGUCCGUUAAUAAACUGAAAGCAGUGGAAGGAGAACCAUUCACUUUAACAUGCAUAUUUGGAGGUGAUACAUCAGCUCUAGAAUUACGAUGGUCGACACCAGGAGACGUCAAAUAUUCACGCCUAGUUAAAAGAGGUAAAUUUAACAGAACGUUAAAAAUUUCUCGGUUUGGCAGUGAUUUUAUUGGAACUUAUACAUGUUCGGCGAGAAUGAAUCGACACUAUAGCGAAGUGAAAUAUCGCGUAGCGAUGGUUAGUAAACCUACCUGGAUCGACAGUGGACCUAAAAGUCAGACCGUUUACGACGAGGAUGAACACGUAAAAUUUGAAUGUAAAGCAAAUGGUACACCUAAACCAAAAGUUACCUGGUUAAUUAACGGUAAACCAGUCGACAAACGAAGAGUGAUACUAAAGGAUGAUGAUACACAAAUGAUUCUUAAGAAAGUCACUAAACCUAAUAGAACCAUGAUACAAUGCAAUGCUUCUAACGAAUAUGGACACGUAUUUAAAAACGUACAUUUAAGGGUAUUAAGACUAACACCAACUGCUGUUGAGUCUGAAAAAAACCACUCAGAAAUCCUUGUCGGACAAAAUAGCCUCUUUUCGUGCGCUGCUUAUGGUUUUCCUAAGCCCGUUGUUAGAUGGUAUAAAUACAAGUUAGACGAGCCUAUUGAUCCUUAUUCUUUGGACGUUGAUAAGGAGAUUUUCAACAGUUUACAUUACGAAACGAAUGUCUAUGGAACGGAAAUAGGGAAUGUUCCCGCAUUUAAUUCAACAUUAUUAAUUAAAGAUGCAAAAAAAGAUCACUAUGCAGCUUACUUGUGCGAAUUUUCUAACAAACACGGGUCUAAUGUUAAUGUACGAAAGCUGACUGUUUUUUCAAGAACUCAUAUUGUUAAUGAUAAAGUUGACCUAAAAUUUAUGGAGAACGAAACCAUGAAGCAGAUUGUUUGUCAAAUAUCAAUUGAUAGGGCAUUAGAAGACAAGAUAAGAAUCAAAUGGAGUAGAUUAGAAGAUGGUAGAAGCAGUUUCGAACCAAUGGAAUAUGAUAAUAAUAUUUUUCUAAGUAAAACCAAGUUUGAUAGAGAUACGCUUGUGUUUUCUGAAGUUAACAUAAACCACACAGCAAAAUACAGGUGUGAAGUAUUUUCAGCAAUGGAUCAGGCUACCGCAUCUUGGGAGUUGGGGGUUAUUGGAAGACCCUCUCCCAUAAGAGGCCUUAAAAUGAGUGGAUGCUCGAGUGGACGAAGAAUUAAUCUAAUGCUGGAGGCUGGUCGGAGUAAUGGUGCAGAUCUGAUUGGCUACAAGGUAACCGAAAUAAUAUCGCUCGAGGACGAUCCAUGGGAAAUUUUAGACGAAAGGGAAACUUUUCAUAAAGGGAACUAUGGAGAGUUGAAGACAAUAAGUAAAUUAUAUCCGGGUGUUCAUAUAAAGAUAAAAGUUGUUGCUGUUAACAUAUAUGGGGAAUCAAAGCCCUAUGAAAUUGUUGGUUGUACUGUAAAAUAUACUGCCCCGUCUGCCAACCCAACAAAUUUGUGUAGUAUAAAUGGCGAACCUGGAACUUUAGUUUUAAAAUGGAAAGGAAUUGACUACAGGGCAGUUGGAGGGAAAAAUUUCGAGUAUAUCCUUAGGAUAAAGAAAUCUCACAGCGUUGUAGCAUCUGCUGUCGAAUAUGGAAAAGAAUCUUAUACAUUCAAACCAGCGGAAAUAUUUCAAACCUAUCUCGUAGAAGUAGUCUCUAAAAACGAAUUCGGUCUAUCGGAUGAAAAUUCUCAAGUUAUGGAGGUGUUUAGCAGUGAGGGUAAACCUCCUCCUACUUCUCGAAUAACUAAUGUGAAGGUAAUAAACCCUGACGACAUAGAUCAAUUUGGUGUUCGUAUUAAGACACUCGGAACAAGUGCUGAAGAGAUUCACAGUGAAUUUAAGGGCUUCCUAAUUGAAUACGUUGUAAGAGUGAUUUAUAAUGACGAUUCGGGGCAAAUAGAGGAUUUUGUUUACAAGAUGGAAGAGCCUAUCUUUUGUCGACCCUCAGAUUUCACAUUCCGACGAACAAGAGAUGUAUCCUCUCAAAAAUAUCCGUCCUUUAUCGAAAUCCCACUAAAUGAUCUAAAACCGUUCACUCGCAGUUCAAUUAUUGUUUUUGCGAAGAAUAGUAGAGGUCAAGUCAAUCCUGAAAGUGAACCUUUGAAAUUAAUCACUCCUAUGAGUGCUCCUUCACAAAUACCUUACGAUUCUAUUUUAUGCAAAACAGCUCCUUUCUAUGUUCAAUGCUCUUUUGGGAGACCAUUGAAAUUAAACGGUAUUGCUUCUAGUACCGAAGUUUGUUUAAGAAAAAAAAGGGAUACUAAUUGUUUAUGUUCGCUGUCUAUUGAACCUGACGUGAAUGAAUUCGUGUGCUCCAAUCGCAUUGAAGAGGAAACCGAUUACGAAUUAACCUUAAUACCAACUACCAGGCCGCAGAAUCCGAUCGAAGGUCCGAAAACGGAUUACAACUUACGCACUUCUAGUAGUAACAUCCCCUUAAGAAAACCAAUAGUUGAAGUGGAAGAGGUCAAUAGCUCUACUGCUAAAGUUGUGUGGAUAUUUCAAAAGGAAGAUAAGGGUGUUCAGCCUCUACAUUUUAAGGCAGAAUUCAACAUUUACGAUUCUAAAGUGAACGUAACACGUUGGAAUGAAACUAAUAUAGUCUUUCGAAAAAAUACAAUAUAUAUAAACAAUUUGGAAGAAGGAAUUGAUUAUAUUGUCCGAGUAAAAGGUUACAUCGGCCGACUUAAUGGAGAAAGCUUUACUCCUCUCAACAGCAUCGAAUCGGAAACAGUAAUUUUUCUUUUAGGAGUAAGAAUUUUAAAACCAACAACAGUUGGCAUGACUUCCGGUCAGAAAGAUUUUCAAACAACGCCUGUACUAGAUUCAUUUUCCCUUGAUCCAAACGACGAUGCUGUAACUGGAGCAAGAGGAACAGCUUUAAUUAUCGGUAUUAUAUGUGCCAUUUUAGCUUUGGUUAUUGUUGUUGCCGUUGUGGGCUUGAGAUAUUAUAAUAAGGAACACAAAUACCAUGUAGAAGAAAAAGAGAAAGAAAAUGGUAUAUGCCCACCGAAAAAUGCAAGCGAUACAGAAUCAUUCUUAACUAGAACAUCGCCUCCAUCAUUUUAUCAAAGAGGAGAUUCAUUAGGCCCAGCUCCAACACAUAUUUCUGACUCAGAUUCUGAGUAUGAAGAAGCUGACUCAUCAAAAUAUUUCGAAGAUGGUUCAUUCAUAGGUUUAUAUAUUGGAAAAGAGGAAAAACCAGAAAACGGAAUUAUUCAACAUACAAGAAAUGGAAAACCCGGAGCUUUAACGACUUUUGUUUAA